AUGUCUGGCCUUCCUCCCGUUUACAUCGUCUCUGCCGCCAGAACCCCCGUUGGUUCUUUCUUGGGCUCUCUGUCCGGCCUGACUGCUACCCAGCUCGGUUCUGCCGCUAUCAAGGGAGCCGUUGAGCGCUCUGGCAUCAAGCCCGAAGACGUCGAAGAGGUCUUCUUUGGCAAUGUCCUCUCUGCCAACUUGGGUCAGGCUCCCGCUCGUCAGGCCGCCAUCGGCGCUGGCCUCUCCAACAACGUCAUUACCACCACCGUCAACAAAGUCUGCGCUUCAUCCCUGAAGGCGGUCAUCAUCGGUGCCCAAAACAUCAUGCUUGGCAUCAACGAUAUUGUGGUUGCCGCCGGCUCUGAGUCCAUGUCCAACACUCCCCACUACCUGCCCAACAUGCGCACCGGCGUCAAGUACGGUGACCAAACUCUCAUCGAGGGUGUCUUGAAGGAUGGUCUCAUCGAUUCCUUCAAGAAUCAGCACAUGGGUCUUGAGGCCGAGCUCUGCGCUGAGGAGCACAAGCUCACUCGCGAGGCCCAGGACGAAUAUGCCAUCAGCACCUACAAGAGGGCUCAGGCUGCCACCGAGGCCGGCCUUUUCAAGGAGAUUGUUCCUGUCGAGGUUCCUGGCGGCCGCGGCAAGCCCAAUGUCACCAUUGACCGAGACGAUGAGGUCAAGAACCUCAACGAGGCCAAGCUCAAGGCUAUUCGCCCGGCUUUCAAGACUGACGGUACCGGUACCGUCACUGCCCCCAACGCCGCUCCCCUGAACGACGGUGCUGCCGCUGUCGUUCUUGUCUCUGAGCGUAAGCUCAAAGAGCUCGGUCUCAAGCCCAUUGCCAAGAUUCUCGGCUGGGGUGAUGCAGAGCGCGAGUCUGAGCGAUUCACCAUUGCUCCCGCUGCUGCCAUCCCCAAGGCCAUCAAGCACGCCGGUCUCACUGCCGAUGAUGUCGACUACUACGAGAUCAACGAGGCCUUCUCCGCCGUUGCCCUCGCCAACAUUCAACUUCUGAGCCUCAACCCUGAGAAGGUCAACGUCUUUGGCGGCUCAGUCGCCAUCGGCCACCCUCUGGGUGCCUCCGGUGCCCGUAUCCUCUCUACUCUGACCUCAGUCUUGGCAGAGAAGAAGGGCAAGAUUGGUGUUGCUGGUAUCUGCAACGGUGGCGGUGGUGCCUCUGCUCUGGUUAUCGAGAACCUGCAGUGA
Molecule: messenger RNA, 1197 nt
Organism: Trichoderma gamsii
Lineage: Eukaryota; Fungi; Ascomycota; Sordariomycetes; Hypocreales; Hypocreaceae
Product: acetyl-CoA C-acetyltransferase
Exons: 4
Coding region: 1-1197 (398 amino acids)
Biological process (GO): ergosterol biosynthetic process; fatty acid beta-oxidation
Molecular function (GO): acetyl-CoA C-acetyltransferase activity
Source: RefSeq, a predicted model, not a curated record